Musa acuminata AAA Group (dessert banana) is the source of this 1543-nucleotide messenger RNA. RefSeq lists its product as uncharacterized. The record is from RefSeq and is a predicted model, not a curated record. The transcript has 3 exons. Bases 152 to 1339 code for a protein of 395 amino acids. Lineage: Eukaryota; Viridiplantae; Streptophyta; Magnoliopsida; Zingiberales; Musaceae. Gene Ontology annotation, cellular component: chromosome, centromeric region; chromatin; Ctf18 RFC-like complex. Gene Ontology annotation, biological process: mitotic sister chromatid cohesion; maintenance of mitotic sister chromatid cohesion.
CCUCGGGGACUACCUCCUAAUGCAUCAAUAGCCCCGAUGAACAGCCUGGUAGGGGCAGGUGGCGAGGUUCUCCCAAAUAGUGUAAAGACGCGCCGUCACUUGUGGUGAACCCAAAGUAAAGAGCGCGGGAAGAGAGCGAGAGCGAGGGAGUAUGGCAGGAGAGACCAACGGUGGGUGGGGCGGGGGAGCCGAAUCCGUGCUCAAUCUCGUCCCAGGUUCCUCCAUCUCCAUUCGUUACCACUCUCUCUUCGGAGCUCACGACGAUUUCCUCCUCCUCGAGGCCGACGAGGCGCUCCUCCCUGAUAUCCUCCACAACAGAGUUACAAUACGAGGGCAGACAGAUGAGGAAGCUGUUCUUUGCACUCCUUUGGCAACUUAUGCCAUGAAGUUUGUCGGCACAUCCAACUCGGUAUUUCUGAUUCCCCCAGGGGAGCCAAUUCCUCCCUGCAUGGAAGAUACAUGCAAUGACAGCAAAUCAAACACUUCAGCAGCCCAUGAAGUGGUUCCAUCGGUGAUCAAAGUGGCAUCAAGCAAUAUGGAAUUAGUUCUAGUUGCCCCACACCUUGAUAAAUUGAAGUCCCUUCUUAAUGAGAGGCCUUACAAACUCGAUGAGGAUGUGGAAACUGAUUUUCAGCACAACAGAGGCCUAUAUAGAUGGCAAGAUCUGCUUGAGCAGAUUCAAGCUAGUGAACAAGAAUUGAGGGAUGGAUUGAAGGCCCUCUCAGCCGCAGAGAUUGAUGGGUUCUGGAGGAUCAUUGAUGAGAAGACCAUGGAUGAAAUCCUAAAUAUGGUCUUGAACAAUUCUAUCUUGCACGGGUGGCCUUUAAAUGCACUCGAGGAAGAUGAGGUCGUAUCAAUCUUGGAAGCUGAUGGGUAUCCUCGUAACAUUACUCUUCACUGCCUUGAAACAUUUGGAAAUAUGGUGGAGAGUUCAGGAUGCAGUUUCUGGAGCUUAGAUGAGAAAAAAGUCUGCCUGCGCUUUGCUUUGCAAGCUUUAGGUGGAGGAAAGAUGAAGUUGGAGAUUUUCUUGCAGAAAUGGAGACACUGUGUUCCUUCUGGGAUGCAUGCAGAUUUGAAAAUGCUUGAGGGUGAAGUGUUGUACGAAAAGCUUGGCUUUGAAACUUGGAUCCGUGCUUUCAGAGUCUCAGGUCUUCCAUCAACGCCAGCCGAGCGGUUUGCAGCUCUCUUCAUAGAGCGUCCAAGAUGGAAUUGGAAAGACUUAGAGCCCUACAUCAGGGACUUGCAUGUACCAGGGCUCUCUUUAGAAGGUUUGCUUAUCAAGUAUACUCGAAGAUCGCAACCAAGUGCAGAUGUUGAGCCUAUUUUUAGUGCAAGGUAACUUGAUCGGGCCUGGUUUUUGGAUCUUCUUUUCCUUCCUCUCUGAUUCCUGGAGAAAAAGUAAUAGAAUUUACAUGACAUUUCCCAUCAUCUUUUUGAUUACUUUAUUACCUAUACAUGGUUCCUUCUGUAGCAUCCAACUAGUUUGAUCCACAUUUUGUGAAUUUACCAAGGGGGACUAAUUCAUUGUUCUUUCCCCUGUUUA